AGGGAGAAGGAGCUGGGAGUACAGCACCCCUCCACGCUCACUUCUGUUUACAAUCUUACCUACCUUCUACAUAAGCAGAGGUGAUAUCCUGAGGCAGCAGAACUCUAUGAGAGAGCCUGCGGGGGCUAUCAGCAGAAGCUCAGAUCUAAGCACCCAACAACAAUUGCUUGCUUCAAGAACUAUGUAAGAAUAUAACAAGAGGUCGAGCAUGAUUGACUAGGCUCAAGUAGAGCGUUAGUUAAUGACGUUAAAUCGACGCUCAUAGAGGGAUCGUCUCGCGGUGCUAUAACUUCAAGCAGUACGCCUAAGCUAGCAAGCAGUAUUAGAUAAAGAGCAGAGAAAAGCUCCCUUUCUGUACACAUCAAAUCAAGGAUACGGAGUAGAGAUUGAUAGAAUGG
Molecule: messenger RNA, 398 nt
Organism: Zopfia rhizophila CBS 207.26
Lineage: Eukaryota; Fungi; Ascomycota; Dothideomycetes; Zopfiaceae
Source: the annotation of a GenBank genome assembly